Coregonus sp. 'balchen' is the source of this 3479-nucleotide messenger RNA. NCBI's taxonomy places the organism in Eukaryota, Metazoa, Chordata, Actinopteri, Salmoniformes, Salmonidae. The record is from the annotation of a GenBank genome assembly.
AUGAAACUGUCUGUUGCCAGGGCAUUUCGAGUCAUGGUGUCCACUAAAAAUAGUUUCACCUUGCAACAUGGCAUAGUCUGGCAGUCCUAACAGUGCCUGGUCAAAUAUCCCUGUCCAGUGUCAACUCCACACUGCUGGUUGUGGGAGGAACUCAACCCCUUUCCCCCUGCUCCUACUUCUCUCCUUGUGCCUGUAUCUAACUCCCAGGAAAAUGAAAUAUGCAAAUAACAGAGGCAAGUGUUACCCUUUAACUGUAUGCAUGACAAUAAAAGUGUGAAUAGUUGUUUUUUUCUCAACUAGUUUGCUUUGAAAUGUCUAGGUACACCAGUGGAGGCUGCUGAGGGGAGGACGGCUCAUAAUAAUGGCUGGAAUGGAGUGAAUGGAAUGGUAUCAAACACAUGCAUGUUUUUGAUACCAUUCCAUUUACUCCUUUCCAGCCAUUAUUAUGAGCCGUUCUCCCCUCAGCAGCCUCCACUGCUGUACACUAAGAUCCUUGUGGACGUGAUGCCUUUGUUUUGAAGACAAAUGACCUCAUCGCUUUGUGUAAAGAGAUUCAUACUACACUGAUGAUAGCUGUAGUUAUUACAAUGUAUAAAUAGACCAGAGUCAAAAGUUCAACCAAAUUCAAAUGUGUUGCAGAUAUGAAGCACCCUCUAGUAAGGAUGAGAAAUGUUCAUUCCCAGUCCUCUCUGGGGAGUGACACCGACUCACAGCCUGUCCUGAAAGAAGAGGAGGAAGAGGACGUAACAAUAGAGGAGGAAGAGGAGCAGAAAGGUGACGUAUUGACAGACUCAGAGCUGGAUCCAGAGUUGCCUGAGGAGUAUUGCCAUGGCCUGGAGGACCUGAGGUGGAACCUGAGCUCUCUAGAGAAAGCUGUAUAUCUCGCCCUGCCACCGUGGGUCCAGGGAGGUAUGCACGACGACACCACCCACACGCCACAUCACCAUGUCGUGCCACUGCUGCGUUGUUAGUGGGCAUUUAGCCACAACUUCUGCCCUGAAUUCAGCUGUCCCUUAACUGUGAGGCCAUGCCCAGAUGGGUGAGACAAUUAUAAACGUUGCUCAAUAGUGAAACAUAAAACAUUUCUCUCUCACAUUCAAGUUUUGUUUUAUGGUUUCUUCACCUUUGACAGCCAAGACUGUUAUAAUAUCAUUAUAACCUUGUUUUAUUUUACCUUUAUUUAAACAGGGAUUCACCAUUGAGACCAGGGUCUCUUUCACAAGGGAGCCCUGCAUAUACAAAUCAUAGACAAAAUCAAAACAAAAUCAGAUAGGACAAAAACAAACUAAAAUACAGCUCAACAAACAAUCAAGAAAAACAGCCACGUUCCUGAGCAAAUAGUUCCCCAAUCAAUAUUUUAAAUUGCCCAAGCAGCAUCAGAGCGUCUAAUUGCAGUGUAUUUUAGGAUUUACCUAAUUCGGUGGAGACUCGAGAGUUAACCAACCCUGUGAGCGGGUUUGGUAUGUCAUGUUUUUUUUAAUACUAUAACAACAAAGUAAGGUAAGUUGGAAGCUAGUGUAUUAGGGCUUUGUAAACAAAAAGGGAGUAAAGAAUUGAUCUAUGGGACUUUAAUGAGGACCAGCCAACCUUUUGAUAUAGUUGUGCUUGUUUUGUCUACUGUUUCAGCAUUGCUGUGUAACCUCAUGGCUAAAUGUGGCGUAAACAACUCAUUCUUCCCAGCCCGUCUGCUGUCUUACCUGCUGCUGCCCUACACACUGCCAGCCUCCAUCUUCCUCCAUGUCAACUACAGGUGCUGCUCAAUACUAGCGUCUAGACAAACAACAACCACGUUGAAUUGAUCAAAAGAACAAAGAAAACAAUCACAUUACCCCACUGACUAUAAAAUGUCCAUCAAUCAAAACAUGAUAGCAUAGUUAUUAUGACUAACACCAUUAAAAUAAGCAGAAUUAUGGAAACUUCAUAGACAAUUCAUAGACAUGUCCGGGGAUUUCCUAGCGUAAACUUAGCUGUGAACUGAUGCAGUGUUUACAGUACACAUUCGGUACAGUCUACCCCUUAGUUACAUACUGUAACUAUGUCUCUUUCUGUCAUGUUAUUAGUUUUAUCUUAUUUAACCUUUAUUUAACUCGGCAAGUCAGUUAAGAACACAUUCUUAUUUACAAUGACAGCCUACCCCGGCCAAACCCGGACGACGCUGGGCCAAUUGUGCGCCGCCCUAUGGGACUCCCAAUCAUGGCUGGUUGUGAUACAGCCUGGAAUCGAACCAGGGUCUGGAGUGACGCCUCUAGCAUUGAGAUGCAGUACCUUAGACCGCUGCUUGUGUUCAUACCAUAUUACAAUUUCUACAUUUGUGUCUGUAUGUUUUUUUUUGCUUCAACUUGUGGUCACAUGUACUGUACAUCCCCCAGGGUGCUGUGUUGGCUCCGCCAAGUCCCAGGGAAGUGGCUGUGGCAGGGUGUCGAAAUGGCCAUGCUGUUUCUUCUAAAGCUCUCUGACCCCAGGAAGAACCUCGUGCACAGGUGAGACGUCACUGUCUGAUCAUAUUAGCUGUAAGACAGCGAUCCCAGUUACUGGAAAUCAUAUGCCACACAAACACCAUGGUGUUACUGGCAAGAGCUUCCCCAUCAGGUGAGAAUUGGUUGAGUCACCAUUUGUUAUUUCAAAAUAAUGUCUGGUUAUUGCAUGAUAUCAACGUGGUUGGUGGAUCUGAUUUCAAUAGAUUUUCUUGUCAGGUUAACCCUGAUUUCAACCAACUUGACUACAGGAUUUCUAGGUGUGGUUCAUUUUAAACUGUGGGCAAUUAUGAAGUGUCAAUCAAAAUUGAAUGUUGAUCUGUCAUUGCCUGGUGGGUAGCUCCUGUCUGUCAGACAUGUUCAUUUUAAUCUCUCUUCUACCGACUACUUUCCCAUAACACUCUCAGUCAGGCUAGUGCAGCCAGUGCUCUCUCUUACACACUGUUUUGUGAUGCUUUUAGGUUGUGGCCCUCUGGUCCUGCCAGGUUAUGGCCCUGCAAUCCUAUCAGGUUGUGGCCCUGCAAUCCUAUCAGGUUGUGGCCCUGCAAUCUUAUCAGGUUGUGGCCCCUACGCUUUCUGGCGUCUGCCAAAGAAACACAUACACAGUCUAAGAGUGCAGAGGAUCCUCCUCCACAGCAGCGCCGUCGCUCCGUCCUGCGGUUCCAGCUCUCCACCACCAGCACCCAUUACACAACCGAGACCCCCAACACCCCAACCGAGAGCCACCCUGACCCCCUGGGCUUCUCCCUCCUCUUCAACCUGGAACUAGCGAUGGACAACCAGCCCAAUCAGCCCAACAACCAGUCUCUACUCCAUCACAGCGAGAGGCUGCUGCCACUGGAGUAUGGCCCCUGCAUAAAUGAAGAGGAGACCCUGGCCUCCCCACACAUCUCCUACAUAGGGGUGGAGGAAGAGGAGGAGAGGAUGUCACAGGGAGGGGAUGAGGUGGAGGAAGGGUUAGCUCUCCUCCACAGCCUUCCUAUGGAGUGUGCCAAUACUGGCUAA